AUGACAAAAUCAAAUAAAAUGUUAAACAGGAUUGGUGAUGCAUGGUCAAAUACUGGUAGUGGAAAUUAUGGUCGAUAUUCUCACACAGCAUCCGUGUUAGCAAAUGGACAAGUAUUAGUUGUUGGUGGAUUGAAUGGUGUUGCUUUGAAUAAUGCUGAGUUAUAUGACCCAUUAACGGCAGUGUGGACAACUACUGGCAGUAUGAAUUAUACUCGAUAUAGACAUACAGCAUCUAUGUUAAGCAAUGGAAAUAUUUUAGUUACAGGUGGAUUGAAUAGUGUUGUUUUAGAUAAUGCUGAGUUGUAUAAUCCAUCAACAGGAAUGUGGACAAUCACUGGCAGUAUGAAUUAUAUUCGAUGUUAUCACGCAGCAUCCGUGUUAACAAAUGGAAAAGUGUUAGUUACGGGUGGAUCUAGUGGUAUUCCUUUAAAUCAUGCUGAGUUAUAUGACCCAUUAACAGGAGUGUGGACAACUACUGGCAGUAUGAAUUAUACUCGAUAUAGACAUACAGCAUCUAUGUUAAGCAAUGGAAAUGUGUUAGUUACAGGUGGAUAUAAUGGUGUUGCCUUAAAUAGUGCUGAGUUGUAUAAUCCAUCAACAGGAAUGUGGACAAUUACUGGCAGUAUGCAUUUUACUCGACAGCAUCACACAGCAUCUGUGUUAACCAAUGGAAAAGUGUUAGUUACAGGUGGAUAUAAUGGUGUUGUUUUAAAUAGUGCUGAGUUAUACGACCCAUCAACAGGAAUGUGGACAAUCACUGGCAGUAUGAAUUUUAGUCGAAAUUCUCACACAGCAUCAGUGUUCACAAAUGGACAAGUGUUAGUUACUGGUGGACUUGAGAAUAUUUUUUUAGAUAGUGCCGAGUUGUAUGACCCGUCAACAGGAAUGUGGACAAUCAUUGCUAGUAUGAGUUUUACUAGAGCUUUCCACACAGCAUCCGUGUUAACAAAUGGAAAAGUGUUAGUUACUUAUGGAUUAGAUAAUCUUGGUGUUUUAAAUAGUUCGGAGCUAUACCAACCAUAA
Molecule: messenger RNA, 1023 nt
Organism: Rotaria sp. Silwood1
Lineage: Eukaryota; Metazoa; Rotifera; Eurotatoria; Philodinida; Philodinidae
Source: the annotation of a GenBank genome assembly